Messenger RNA from Hyposmocoma kahamanoa, 1397 nucleotides. RefSeq names its product syntaxin-5 (gene Syx5). The transcript has 3 exons. Gene Ontology annotation, cellular component: endomembrane system; SNARE complex; Golgi membrane. The coding region runs from base 53 to 1135 and encodes 360 amino acids. Gene Ontology annotation, molecular function: SNARE binding; SNAP receptor activity. Lineage: Eukaryota; Metazoa; Arthropoda; Insecta; Lepidoptera; Cosmopterigidae. Gene Ontology annotation, biological process: intracellular protein transport; vesicle fusion; endoplasmic reticulum to Golgi vesicle-mediated transport. The record is from RefSeq and is a predicted model, not a curated record.
AGUCAAUCGUAGUACAAAAGCGUCUACCCUGUUACCUAUUAAUUAGAAUGCGAUGCUCCCUCGUCGUCGCAACGUUGGAGGUGUGUCGGAUCGCACACCAUUGAUCGAAAACGAAGACUCCUACAGCAAACUAGACAAGAAGGGAUCGUCAUAUGCAAAGCCCUAUGCGCCUCUAGCGUACGCACAACCAAGUCGUUCCACAUUUGACAGUCCUGAGCAAGAUUUCGUAUUUGACUUCUUGGAAGAUUUUGUUUUCGAACCAGUAAUGGCUGCCCGAGAUAGGACUAAUGAGUUCGCUGCGGCUGUCCGCAGCUUACAGGGAAGAACACUAGUGCGGCCAGUGGUGCGCGAUGAGCGCAAGGUCGCCAUUCUCGAGACAUAUUCUCAAUUUAUGGGCAUGGCAAAAGUCAUAAGCAAAAACAUUACAAGCACUUAUGCCAAAUUAGAAAAAUUAGCCUUGUUGGCCAAGAAGAAGUCCUUAUUUGAUGAUAGGCCAACAGAGAUACAAGAGUUGACAUACAUAAUUAAAGGAGACAUAAGUUCUCUCAAUCAGCAAAUUGCGAGACUGGGAGAGAUGCCCCGAGGUCGCCACAGUAUGCACAGCCACUCUUCCAGUGUAGUACUUGCAUUACAAUCACGACUUGCAUCGAUGAGUAACCAGUUCAAACAGGUUUUAGAAGUACGAUCAGAAAACUUGAAGCAUCAAAAUAACAGACGUGAGCAAUUUUCAAGAGUGGGACCUAUUGUAAAAGAGGUUCCCUCUCUACUGCAGCAGGAUGAAGUGAGCAUAGACCUUGGGGAUCAUCCUCAGUCCAGCUUACAGACCCAGCAGUUAGCUUUACGAGAUGAUAGUGAAUUGUAUAUGCAGCAAAGAGCUGAGACCAUGCAUAACAUAGAGAGUACUAUUGUUGAGUUAGGAGGUAUUUUCCAGCAACUGGCACAUAUGGUGAAAGAACAAGAUGAAGCCAUAGGCCGGAUUGAUGCCAACAUCCAAGAAACAGAAAUGAAUGUAGAGGCAGGUCAUAGAGAAAUCAUGAAGUAUUUUCAAAGUAUUACAGGCAACAGAGCUCUCAUGUUCAAGGUGUUUGGAGUGUUGAUAUUCUUCUUCAUAUUUUUUGUUGUGGUCAUGGCUUGAGUUGAGCUUUUCCAUUUUAGGUCGUGGGGUUAGUAUAACCGGUGUAGUAAAUUUACCAGCAUUCCAGUCUUGCUAUAUCUGUUCUCAUACCAUUUUUACCUAAUUAAAUCCAUCAUUCUACUUUUGAUUCAAAGAAACAUUUAUUUUUAGUAACAUUAUAUUUGUACAUAUUAUGUAGUUUACAUUUUCAUUACAAUUGCAACAGAAGUAGUUCCAAUUAGUGAAAAACUCCAUAACACCAAAGUGAACUUGUUGACAGACU